AUAAAAGUUAUAAUAUUGCUUAUAUGCGACGAAAGUGCGAAAAAAAACAACAUGAAACGAGAUGGUACUUUACAGAAAAAACAAAGGCAAGGUAAAAAAGUUCAGAUCUUCAAAUCAAGAAAGAAAAAAAGUACAGAAGAAGAUGCGGCUAUACAGUAUUUGCGAGCACAAUACGACAAGAUCGUUCCUGAUGAAGUUAAGUCGUUUAAAGAUUUCCCGCUAUCACAAAAGACACUGAAAGGACUAAAAGAAAGUAAUUACACCACACCAACUGAAAUCCAGAGACAGGCAAUUGGUUACGCAUUGCAAGGAAAGGACAUCCUUGGAGCAGCAAAAACAGGCUCAGGAAAGACGCUGGCCUUUCUCAUACCGGUAUUAGAGAAAUUGUUCUGCACUAAAUGGACCAGGUUUGAUGGAGUAGGUGCUUUAGUAAUAUCACCAACUCGUGAGCUGGCUUACCAGAUAUAUGAAACUCUCAGAAAAGUUGGAUAUCUCCACGAUUUUUCUGCUGGGCUUAUUAUAGGUGGCCAAAACCUGAAAUUUGAGAAGAAAAGAAUGGAUCAAAUUAAUAUACUCAUUUGCACACCAGGUAGAUUGCUGCAACACAUGGAUGAAAACCCAUUGUUUCAUUGCAACAACCUUCAAAUUCUUGUUUUGGAUGAAGCUGAUAGAUGCCUAGACAUGGGUUUUGAAGCUACAAUGAAUGCUGUUAUUGAAAACUUGCCUCCUGAAAGACAGACUCUCUUGUUUUCUGCUACUCAGACCAAGUCAGUGAAAGAUUUAGCUCGACUCAGUCUUUCUUUCCCUACCUAUGUUGCCCCACAUGAGCAAGCAGAGACUGUGACACCUGAGUCGCUCCAGCAGAGCUAUAUUGUGUGUGAAAUUGAUGAGAAAUUAGGUAUACUAUGGUCAUUUAUUAGAAAUCAUUUAAAACAAAAAGUUUUGGUUUUCAUGGCAACAUGCAAGCAAGUCAAGUACACAUAUGAAUUGUUCUGCAAGUUGAGACCAGGUGUAAGUCUACUUGCUUUGUAUGGAACUUUGCAUCAGGAGAGAAGGGAAAAGAUUUAUAAUGAGUUUUGCAGAAAAUCAAAUGUAGUACUAUUUGCUACUGAUUUGGCAUCACGGGGCUUGGACUUCCCUAGAGUUAACUGGGUGAUCCAAGUUGAUUGUCCAGAAGAUGUGGAUACUUAUAUACACAGGGCUGGUCGCACAGCAAGAGGAGUGCUUGGCAAGGGAGAGGGACUGCUAAUGUUGUUGCCUCAUGAGGAGAAAAUUAUUGAAGAUUUAAAAAGGAGAAAAAUUCCUAUUAACAAAAUUUUAGUAGAUCCUUCCAAAAUAGUCACUCCACAAAGAAAAAUUGAAGGGUUGCUUUCAGAUAAUAUUGAAUUAAAACAAUCUGCUCAGCGGGCCUUUGUCAGCUAUGUGAAAUCUGUAUCUCUGAUGAAGAACAAGGACAUAUUCAGUUGUCAAAUGCUUGAUACAGAUGCCUAUGCUAAAUCUCUUGGAUUGAUUAUUCCUCCAAGAAUUAAAUUUAUGUACAAACAUCAGAAUAAAAUCCAAAACAAUAUCAUAAAGCCACAAGAAGACAAAGUUGAAACUAAUGUAGUCAUUGACAAACUGAACGCAAAAGCUGAUGAUGUUGAGAGUUGUGGCCAAAAUGCUGCUGAAGAAGAUGACAAAGAGCUAAAAGAAGUGCGAUGUAUCUCAGCAGAGAAGGUAAUAAAGAAGAGCAAGAGAAAGGAAAUACCCAACUUAAACUUCCACAAUAGUGAUUAUAGCGAUGAAGAUGAUUUCUUAAAAGUUAAAAAGACUGAUAAUAAUUUGGUUGUCGAUGAAUAUAUGGAAGAAAAGCAGAUUAUUUCCAAAAAAAAUACAAAGCCUUUAACAAAAGCAGCUGUUGCUAAGAAAAUACUUAAAAAGAAGAUCAAAGUGAACACAAAAGUAAAGUUCACUGAAGAUGGUGAAACUAUUGAGGAUGAAAAGAAAGAUGUGAAAUCACAAGCUGCUAAAUUAUUUAUGAAUGAAGAUGUUGGUGGAGUAGACAUAGAAAAGGCAAAGGAAGUAUUACGAGAAGAAGAUAAGUUUGACAAGAUCAGGUUCAGAGAGAAGGUAAAAGAAAAGCACAGGGAGCAGAAACGUAAGCUGAAAAAUAAAAGGAAAGAGGAAGGAGAGAAGGACGAAUUUGGAUCACAAUCAGAAUCUGAUGGACCUGAUCUGUCCUGGCUGCCAGACCCUGACAACGUAUACAAUAAAAAGGCAAUCAGUAAUGAGUAUAAGAGUGAUAGUGAUAUAGACCAAGUGAUAUCUGAUAAUGAUGAGACAGGAGAUGAAUCCGAGGACCAGAAAUACCAUAGACCGCCGAAACGAAAACUAUUGGAGAACAAAGGCAUUCCACAGGACAGCGUUAUACCGCGCAAAGUCAAGAAGAUCCAGGACCUUUCAGGUUCGCUUUCAGUGCUGGAAGCCGAGGCGUUCGCCAUGCAGUUAUUGCGGGCGAAAUAAUAAAUGUUAUAAAUUACA
Molecule: messenger RNA, 2520 nt
Organism: Hyposmocoma kahamanoa
Lineage: Eukaryota; Metazoa; Arthropoda; Insecta; Lepidoptera; Cosmopterigidae
Product: probable ATP-dependent RNA helicase DDX10
Exons: 3
Coding region: 52-2502 (816 amino acids)
Biological process (GO): rRNA processing
Cellular component (GO): nucleus
Molecular function (GO): RNA helicase activity; nucleic acid binding; ATP binding
Source: RefSeq, a predicted model, not a curated record